Molecule: messenger RNA, 954 nt
Organism: Tachyglossus aculeatus (Australian echidna)
Lineage: Eukaryota; Metazoa; Chordata; Mammalia; Monotremata; Tachyglossidae
Product: olfactory receptor 10A7-like
Exons: 1
Biological process (GO): G protein-coupled receptor signaling pathway
Cellular component (GO): membrane
Molecular function (GO): G protein-coupled receptor activity; olfactory receptor activity
Source: RefSeq, a predicted model, not a curated record
GAAGGCAAUCAGUCACUUGUAACUGAAUUCAUUCUUUUGGGUUUCUCCAAUCUCUACGAAUUUCAGGUCAUACUAUUUAUGAUUUUCCUUGUAGUAUACUUAAUAACCUUGAUAGGAGGCUCCCUCUUAGUGUUGGUCUCCACUGUCGACCCUGCCCUUCAAACCCCCAUGUACUUUUUCCUCAGGAAUCUCUCCCUUAUGGAUAUUGGCUACACCACUGUCAUCAUCCCCAAAAUGCUCACCAAUUUCCUCUCCAAGGAUAAAAGUAUUUCCUUUGCUGGAUGUGCAGCCCAGAUGUAUUUUGCCUUCUUUGUCGGGUCCGCAGAGUGUUGGAUCCUGACAACGAUGGCUUAUGACAGACAUGCCGCCAUCUGUGAUCCGCUCCACUAUUCACUCAUCAUGAACCGAAGGUUCUGUCUGCAGCUGGCCCUGGCUUCCUGGGUAUCAGGGAUUCCCGUGGCAACAAUACAGACUGCUAUGAUGUUUUCAUUGCCCUUCUGUGGGCCUAAUGUAAUUAACCAUUUCUUCUGUGAUAGCCCUCCUCUCUUAGACCUGGUGUGCACGGACACAUUGGCGCUUGAGAUAUACAGUGUAGCCAUGACUGUUAUCGUCCUGAUGCUCCCCUUUGGAGUGAUUGUUGUGUCUUAUGUCCGCAUCCUCGUCACCAUCCUGAAGAUGUCCUCCGCCGCGGGCCGUCGCAAAGCCUUCUCCACCUGCUCAUCCCAUCUCAUUGUGGUCUCACUGUUCUUUGGGUCUGCGGGUUCGACUUAUUUCCAAGUGAAAGCCUCCUACUCUCCUGAGACCAAGAAGCUGUUUUCUCUCUCCUAUUCAGUCUUCAUUCCCAUGCUAAAUCCCCUGAUCUAUAGUCUGAGGAAUCAAGAGGUGAAAGGUGCCCUGAAGAGAAUUUUGGGUAAAAAGAUAUCUCCCCAGGAUCUGAGAGGCUCUGAUGUGUGA